Molecule: messenger RNA, 1195 nt
Organism: Helianthus annuus (common sunflower)
Lineage: Eukaryota; Viridiplantae; Streptophyta; Magnoliopsida; Asterales; Asteraceae
Product: septum-promoting GTP-binding protein 1
Exons: 6
Coding region: 61-945 (294 amino acids)
Molecular function (GO): GTP binding; GTPase activity
Source: RefSeq, a predicted model, not a curated record
CGGGUCAACCAUAUAUAACAACAACAAAACACACGUAAACACACACACAAAUCAAACACUAUGAGACACCAACAAGGAAGUCUGUACUUUCAUGGAUCAAGAUUAAAAGAAGCCACCGGAAAGAUGACUAGGAUUGGCCGGAGAAUGGUCCGGCUAGACAUCAGGUGGAGUGUUGUGCUCCAAAAGGUUUCAGUUUUUAGAGAAAUAUUGAGGUUUAUAUGGGAUAGAUUUCUUGCGUGUUCUAUGGGGAAACCGGUACGGUACCGGAGAUUGUCUCGCCGGACAUCUUCUCCGGCGGAUGAUGUGGAAUCUUUGGGUGACCUGGAAGACCCCACUGUCAGUAUCACCUGCAAUGGGUAUGAGACAGAUUCAGAUUUGGUUACUCUUAAGAUUAGUUUAUUGGGUGACUGCCAAAUUGGAAAAACAAGUUUCAUGAUUAAGUACGUUGGAGAUGAACAAGAAAGCAGAAGCAUAGAGAUGGCUGGUUUAAAUCUAAUGGACAAAACGCUGUCGUUCGGUGGAGCAAGAAUUGCUUUUAGAAUCUGGGACGUUGGAGGUGAUAAAAAGUCGAACGAACAACUUCCAAUAGCUUGCAAAGAUGCGGUGGCAAUUUUGUUUAUGUUUGAUCUAACCAGCAGAUGCACCCUCCACAAUGUUCUAGAAUGGUAUCUGCAAGCAAGAAAAUGGAAUAAGACUGCAAUUCCUAUAUUGAUAGGGACCAAGUUUGAUGAUUUUGUAAGCCUGCCACCAGAUCUGCAAUGGACCAUUGUAACUCAGGCAAGGACAUACGCGAAGGUUAUGAAAGCGACGCUGUUUUUCUCGAGCGCAACGCAUAAUAUUAACGUGAACAAGAUCUUCAAAUUCAUUAUGGCUCGACUCUUCAACUUACCGUGGGCUCUUCAACCUAACCUAAACUUAGGGGAACCCAUCAUCGACCUUUAUUAGAAACCUCAACGCCGCCUUUCACAUGUAUAUAACCCAAACGUUCGACCUGAAUGGAGCUAGAAUAGCCGACCUUGAGUCAACCAUACAUAGCCUAACUUGGUUUGACCCGCCCUUGCAUAAAUUGACAUUACAUGAAUCUAACUCGCGAAUCUAACUCGCAUACUGGUUGCAUAGCAAAGGGCUAACUUUUGUUAACGGAUUUUAUUUUGUUCUUAUAGUUAUACUGUUAUUAAAAUACCGUUACUCGUUA